Messenger RNA from Erinaceus europaeus (western European hedgehog), 2995 nucleotides. It is a transcript of the gene TPP1, whose product is annotated as tripeptidyl peptidase 1. Gene Ontology annotation, biological process: proteolysis; central nervous system development. Gene Ontology annotation, molecular function: tripeptidyl-peptidase activity; serine-type endopeptidase activity. NCBI's taxonomy places the organism in Eukaryota, Metazoa, Chordata, Mammalia, Eulipotyphla, Erinaceidae. The record is from RefSeq and is a predicted model, not a curated record. Bases 83 to 1777 code for a protein of 564 amino acids. The transcript is spliced from 13 exons.
GGAGGUUGAGCAGGAGCAGAAAGGCACUCUAGAGAGAGCUCAUGUGAUCUAUCACAUGACAGUCUAGCUGCAGAAAGGCGGAAUGGGACUCCGAGAGUGCCUUCUAGGGCUUGCUGCCCUCACUGUCGCCAGCAAAUGCAGUUACAGCCCUGAGCCCGACCAGCAGCGAACACUGCCCCCAGGAUGGGUGUCCCUGGGCCGUGCAGACCCCGAGGAAGAGCUGAGUCUCACCUUUGCCUUGAGACAGCAGAACCUGGAGAGACUCUUGGAGCUGGUGCAGACUGUGUCGGAUCCUGGCUCCCCUCGCUAUGGAAAAUACCUAACACUAGAGGAGGUGGCUGAGCUGGUGCGGCCAUCAUCACUGACCCUCCACACGGUCCAAAAAUGGCUCCUGGCAGCUGGAGCCCGGAGCUGCCACUCAGUGACCACACAGGACUUCCUAACUUGCUGGCUAAGUGUGCGACAGGCAGAGCUGCUACUUUCUGGGGCUGAGUUUCAUCGCUAUGUGGGAGGACCUUCCAAGACCCGUGUCCUACGGUCCCCUCAUCCCUACCGGCUUCCAAAGGCUUUGGCCCCCCAUGUGGACUUUGUUGGGGGGCUGCACCGCUUCCCCCCCAUUUCAUCAUCCCUGAAACAACGGCCUAAGCCACAGGCGGUAGGCCCUGUUGGCCUGCAUCUGGGAGUGACCCCAUUCGUGAUCCGAAAGCGAUACAACUUGACAGCACAAGAUGUGGGCUCCGGCACCACCAACAACAGCCAAGCCUGUGCACAGUUCCUGGAACAGUAUUUCCAUGACUCAGACCUGGCCAAGUUUAUGCGCAUCUUUGGGCAGAGUUUUCCUCACCAGGCUUCGGUAGCCCGAGUGGUCGGGAAGCAGGGCCGGGGUCACGCCGGGAUUGAGGCCAGUCUGGAUGUGGAGUACCUGAUGAGCGCAGGCGCCAACAUUUCUACCUGGGUUUACAGCAGUUCCGGCCGGCACGAGUCACAGGAGCCCUUCCUACAGUGGCUCCUGCUGCUCAGUAACCAGUCAGUGCUGCCACACGUGCACACCAUCAGCUAUGGAGAUGACGAGGACUCUCUCAGCAGCACCUACAUCCAGCGGGUCAACACUGAGCUCAUGAAGGCCGCCACGCGGGGCCUCACCCUGCUCUUUGCCUCAGGUGAUAGUGGGGCUGGGUGUUGGUCUGUCUCUGGAAGCCACCAGUUCCGUCCCAGCUUCCCUGCCUCCAGCCCUUACGUCACCACUGUGGGAGGCACAUCCUUCCAGAACCCAUUCCGCAUCACGAAUGAGGUUGUUGACUAUAUCAGUGGUGGCGGCUUCAGCAAUGUGUUCCCACGGCCUUCAUACCAGGAGAAAGCAGUAACCCAGUUUCUGAGUUCCAGUCCCCACUUGCCACCAUCCAGUUACUUCAAUGCCAGUGGCCGCGCUUAUCCAGAUUUAGCAGCCCUUUCUGAUGGCUACUGGGUGGUCAGCAACGGUAUGCCCAUUCCAUGGGUAUCCGGCACUUCGGCCUCAACUCCAGUGUUUGGGGGGAUCCUGUCCCUGAUAAAUGAACACAGAAUCCUCAGUGGCCGUCCCCCUCUGGGUUUCCUUAACCCAAGGCUUUACCAGCAGCGUGGGGCAGGACUCUUUGACGUAACCCGUGGCUGCCACGCAUCCUGUCUGAAUGAAGAGGUGCAAGGCGAAGGUUUCUGCUCUGGCCCUGGGUGGGAUCCUGUGACUGGCUGGGGAACACCCAACUUUCCAGCGCUGUUGAAGACACUGAUCAACCCCUGACUGGGCUGGUAGUUUGGUCCGUUAUUUUGCACUGUUGGAAGCCCUGCUGAACCCUUAACUGUUAACUGCUUCAGACAGUUUAUCUCCCCAAGCCUGAAAUGCUGUGUGCUUGACUCCCCACCCCACCCUGCCUCAACAUACUCAGGUCUCCCAGGUCCCGCCUCAUGUUCCUCUGUGGAUACUAUAAUAACCAGUACUGUUUCGGAGCCCUGCUCGCCAGCCCUAGUCCCUCACCACUCCUCCUUUUCAACCAAGCUUUCCCAAAGGGCUGUCCACACUGUCUUGUGUACACAAGACACGUGUCCUGUAUAUUUUUUCCUUAGUGUAGUGCAGUGAUAUCUCUGCUCUUGAUUUUAUCCCCUACCCUGACACUAAGAAACAAAGGUCUCUGUGUUACUUUAAGGUUUCUGCAUAUAGCUGCUAUCUCUCUCUCCUUUCUUAGCUUCCACGGCUUAACUUCUUUUGACAUUCUUUCUUCCUCCUUCCUUCCCCCUAUAUCAUCUUUCUCUGCUUCCUCAAUGAAUUAGAACACCCACUGUUCUAAUCUUGCUCUUCUCACUUUACCUGUUAUUCCUGAAACAAAGCAAUCACUGCCAUCCAUUUCAUCACCACUUCACUAGUUCAGGCCUAUCCAACAGUGAUUGAUAAUUCAAAUGCAAGAUAUGAUGAUGUAAGGUCUCCUUCCGUUUCAGUCCCAAAGGUAUUUUUUUUCCCUGUCGUUGGUUACAUAAUUAGAAGAUUACAAUGUAUAGUUCCAUACUAUACCCACUACCAAAGUUCCAAGAGCUUGGGAGUAAGUGAUAGGUGAUACUUGCUAAGUGAUACAAGGCUUCUUCCAGCCAAGCCCAAAAUGAAAGUGUUAUCCUAGACUCCCCAAUCUUCCGUUGACACCUGCUUUACUUCUUAGAUAUAACUUUAUCCAACACAAGUUCUGUCAGUUAUAUUCCUCAAGUAUCUCUAGAACUCAACUUUUCUUCAUCACUGUUAGCUACCAUAUUAGAACCAUAUUCUCUCUCUUCUGAAGUGUAAGUGGUCCUUGCAAAAAGUAUCCUUAUUUCCUACCCCCACUUUCCUAAACUAUCAGAGUAAAACACAAAUCGUUAGGUCAUUUCUUUGACUAAGGUCCUUCAAAGAUAACUGGACUUUCUAGCAUGGCUCACAAAUCUGAUCCCUUUCUUGCUAUUAGUUCCUGAGUAAUAAACUACCCUUUCCUCUGUG